CCCCCCCCAACCCCGCACCCCACACCCCACUUGGAGCGCGGCUUUCCGAAGUUGUGGAGGGCAAGCCGGUGGCAAACGAUUGCAGCCUUUGUGGUUUUCUGGGUUUAUUAAGGAGCCUGUUGAACGUUUCACAGCUGCAGAAUGUGUUGACCAUCCAGUGAAGACUCUCAGUUUCUCCAAAGGCUAACAGGCCAUGUUUGUCCCCCGGUCGCUGAAGGUGAAAAGAGUGGAAGAAGGCGAAGGCCAAGCUGCCAAGAAAAGUAAAGUCCUUUGCGAUGAUUCGGGGGACACUGAGCAGUCCCAGGGGGUCAGGGAAGAUCCUGAGUCCACUGCCGGUCCAGAGGAGGAGGAGGAGGAGGAGGAGCCAGUGAAGCAGCUGAGCAAAGUCCAGCGCUGGCCAGAGCCAGGAGAACCGGUCUGCUCAGUGUGUGGCCGGUACGGUGAAUAUAUCUGCAAUGAGACUGACAGCGAUGUGUGCAGCCUGGAGUGUAAAGCCCAGAAUCUGCAGCGUUUGGGAUUGGGGGCUCCAGCACCCGUUGCUGAGGCACAGCCCAGCCUGCAGCCGGAGGAGCAGCCUGGCAACUACGUGGAGCACCCAUUUAUCUCCAGCCUGAGGGCCGAACAGGUGGAGGCCCUGCAGCACCAACUUGGCAUUGCCGUGUCGGGCCCGGCUGUCCGGCCCAUUGUGGAAUUUGAGCAUUGCGGCUUCCCCGAGACCCUGAACGGGAACCUGGCGAGGCUGGGCUACCUGAGCCCUACCCCGGUACAGAUGGAGAUGCUGCCACAAGGCUUGGUGGGGAAAGAUGUCCUGGCAGCAGCGGACACUGGCUCAGGAAAAACUGCGGCUUUUCUGCUUCCAGUUAUCAUGGCAGCAAUGCGAGAGAACAAGAAGACUUCAGCCCAGCAGCCGACUGGACUGAUCCUGACUCCGACACGUGAACUUGCCAUUCAGAUCGAAGGGCAGGCCAGGGAGCUGAUGAUGGGUUUGCCCAACAUGAGAACUGCACUGCUGGUCGGGGGAAUGCCUUUACCCCCACAGCUGCACCGCCUCAAACAAAGCAUUCAGGUCAUUAUAGCAACCCCGGGGCGGCUGCUGGAAAUUCUAAAGCAAGAAGCUGUCAGCCUGUGUGGAGUGCAGGUUGUGGUGGUGGAUGAGGUUGACACCAUGUUGAAGAUGGGAUUCCAGCAGCAGGUGUUGGACAUUCUGGAGAAAAUGCCCUCUGAGCAUCAAACGAUUUUGGUCUCUGCUACCAUCCCAGCAGGUAUCGAGCAGCUGGCCGGCCAGUUCCUGCAGGACCCAGUCAGGAUCACAGUUGGAGAGAUGAACCAGCCUUGUUCUAAUGUCCGUCAAAUUAUCCUGUGGGUAGAGGAACCGUCCAAGAAGAAGAAGCUGUUUGAGAUUUUGAACGAUGGCAAGCUCUUCCAACCCCCUGUGCUGGUGUUUGUGGACUGCAGACUGGGAGCUGAUCUCCUGUCAAAUGCUGUGCAGACAGUCACAGGCCUGAAAACAGUGGCCAUUCACUCAGACAAGGUCCAGUGUGAACGGAAUCAGAUUCUGCAGGGUCUGCUUCAAGAUGACUAUGAGGUUGUUGUUAGCACAGGAGUCCUCGGCAGAGGACUGGACCUCGUCAAUGUCAGACUGGUUGUGAACUUUGACAUGCCGCCUACCAUGGAUGAAUAUGUGCAUCAGGUGGGGAGAGCAGGACGGUUGGGUCACCAGGGAACAGCAAUCACCUUUGUGAAUAAUAGCAGCAGCAAGCAUUUCUUGGAAUUGGUGAGACGGGUGAAGCCAACAGGUACACUGCUGCCUCCACAGCUCCUUAACUCGCCCUAUUUAAAUGAGCAACAGCGUAGAGAACAACUGAGAAACAAGCAGCGAGCACAGCAAGAUGUGGUGACUGGGAAGAGUCUGAUUGAUAUCAUCAGAAAGCACGACCGGUGUGCGCUGCAGAAACGAUAAGCUGUGACCUGUGGUGAGAGGACAGGCUGGGCUCCUUGUCUCUGGGUUCAUUUUCCAUUGCUCCACCAUUGUUGCAUUGAAUCCGGGUACAGGCAUACCACAUUACACAUUACAAAACCGGGCAGAGGGAUAUAAUUAAAAUGAUGUUUUUAAGUAUUCUGUAUGAGGUGUGUAUACUUGUCUAAUGCUGUAAAUAAAUAUAUUGCUGAUAAUUUA
Messenger RNA from Chiloscyllium plagiosum (whitespotted bambooshark), 2176 nucleotides. It is a transcript of the gene ddx59, whose product is annotated as DEAD (Asp-Glu-Ala-Asp) box polypeptide 59. Gene Ontology annotation, molecular function: ATP binding; RNA helicase activity; nucleic acid binding. The record is from RefSeq and is a predicted model, not a curated record. Gene Ontology annotation, cellular component: cytosol. NCBI's taxonomy places the organism in Eukaryota, Metazoa, Chordata, Chondrichthyes, Orectolobiformes, Hemiscylliidae.